Anisakis simplex (herring worm) is the source of this 1383-nucleotide messenger RNA. The record is from the annotation of a GenBank genome assembly. NCBI's taxonomy places the organism in Eukaryota, Metazoa, Nematoda, Chromadorea, Rhabditida, Anisakidae.
AUGGUUGAGGAGGAAUUCAAAUUGAUCUUCUCGGAUCAGAUUUUAAACAAUCUGCUGAGUCUCUUUUCAGGAUCAAAUGUUACUCCAGAUAAGCUCAGAUUCAAGGUGGCGGAUGUGGUCACCAUCCUCACGGGCCAAUCAGCGCAUCACUUCUCUAGUGUAGAUCCGGUAACUGGCCAUAUCAUUGGUGCAAUCGCCGGAAAUGAGUUAUUCAAUCUUGGUGGUAAAGACAAUAAGUUAGGUAUCGUCGGGAAAGUGGUUCUGGACAAUAUUAUAAGUGAAAAGUUCAAGAGAAAGAUUGUAACAUGGUCCACAGGCAGUGAACCGUAUGCUAAAUAUAUUAAAGAUACAUCAGGUAUUGCCUCAGGCCGUGCUUUGAUAUCGUCACCUUUCGAUUAUCAUGAUCGUCGUUUAUUUGAAGACCCUGAAUUUCCGACAUGUGACAAGAGUUUAUUCUUCCAUACAGCAUCGUCAAAACGUAUUGAAUGGAAGAGACCUGGAGAAAUCGUUGACAAUCCACGAUUGAUCUACGAGGGUCACUCACGUUUCGAUGUGGUUCAAGGAUUGCUAAGCGAUUGUUGGUUACUCGCAGCUGUCGCCAAUUUGACACUUCGCGAUGAACUCUUCUAUCGUGUUGUUCCACCAGAUCAAAGUUUCACUGAGAAUUAUGCGGGAAUAUUCCAUUUCCAAUUCUGGCAUUACGGUCAAUGGGUUGACGUAGUGGUGGACGAUCGUUUACCAACAUCAAACGGCGAAUUAGUAUAUAUGCAUUCCAGAGAGAAUAAUGAAUUUUGGAGUGCCCUAUUAGAAAAAGCUUAUGCAAAGUUGUUUGGAUCGUAUGAGGCGUUGAAAGGCGGUGCCACAGCAGAGGCGUUAGAGGAUAUGACUGGUGGAUUAACGGAAUUCUAUGAUCUAGAAAAUCCGCCCGAAAAUCUUAAGGAAAUAAUGGAGCGUGGUUUUGAAAAGGGAUCGCUGUUCGGAUGUAGCAUUGAGGCUGAUCCACAUGAACACGAAAAACGAAUGCUAAACGGAUUGGUUAAGGGUCAUGCGUAUAGUAUCACUGGAAUGCGUACCGUGAAUGGACGCCGUGGUCGCACAACAAUAUUGCGUAUUCGUAAUCCAUGGGGUAAUGAACAGGAAUGGAAUGGGCCGUGGUCAGAUCGUUCGCUUGAAUGGCGGAGAAUAUCGGAACAGGAAAAAAAAGAGAUGGAUUUAAAAAUCGAACAUGAUGGAGAAUUUUGGAUAUCAUUCGAUGAUUUUGUGCGUAAUUUUCAGAGAUUGGGGAUUUGCAACUUAGGACCUGAGGUUAUGGAUGAAGUAAGUCUAAUUGCUUUAUACGCGUCCAUUGAAAUCGCAUCGAUAGUAACCCAGACGGUUGUGUGA